AUGGCAAUACAGUCGAAACUAGAAUUAAAAAGAUACCAAUUUGAUAUUGAUGUUCGUAAAAAGCAUCAUAUCUAUGGAAAAAAUGAUAAGGUAAUAUCAUUUGGUGAAUGGAUACGUGAAAGAACAUGUUCAUGUAUUAUUGUUGAAAUGAAAACUGAUAUUGGCUGUCGUAAUGUUCUUGUAUUUAAAUUAGAUCCAUUACAACCAAAAAAUAGUUCAGUUAAAAUAACUGAUUUUGGUCUUGCACGUUCACUUAAGACACCAUCUAAGUUGGAGAAUUUAUAUAUUAUUCCAAAACGAUAUUGUGCAUUAGAAAUUCUUCGAAAUAAUGAUCAAUCAAGUUAUACAGAAAAAUCAGAUGUUUAUUCAAUGGGUGUUUUAAUGUGGGAAGCUUUAUCGAAUAGUGAAAUACCUUAUUCCUACAUUGCUGAUGAUAAUCUAGUUGCACGAGUAAAAUUAGAUAAUGAAAAAUUAAAUCAACCACCUAUUUGUAAUCCUCAACUUUGGUCUUUGAUAGAAUCCUGUUGGGAUGAUGAACCAGUGUGGCGUCCAAAUUUUGAACAGAUUAUAGAUAGAUUAACCUAUAUUAAGCCUUCUAAAGUUUCAGAUGUUCGACCACCUAUUACAUCAUAUGAACCAUCGACAGGUUACACAUUCAAACUUAAUGUUGAUGUAGCAAAAAAUGGUUUAUUAGAUGGUAGAUUCCGUGAAACCUAUGAAGCACAAUGGCUGUCAGAAAGAACAGAAUCAAUUGUAUUGAUUAAAAUGAAUGAAGCACCAACAAAAUAUGAAUUAUUAUUCUACAAAGAAUUCAAUAAUCAUCCACAUAUUAUUAAAACAUUCGGAUUUGUUGAAAAUAAUUUACAAUCGAUUAUGUUACUGCAAGAACGAGCACCUCAUGGUCAUCUUCAAGAAUUACUAAAAAACAAUUUAUUCGAACCAACAUCAAUGGUACUCGUUGCUAUUUUCUUACAGAUUAUGGAUGCAAUGAUGUAUGUUAUUAAUCAAGGAAUGAUACAUGGUGAUUUACGUUGUUCGAAUAUUCUUGUCUUUCAAAUGGAUGCAUCGAAACCUAAAGAAAACUUUGUUAAACUGACAAAUUUUGCUUUAGUACGACCAAAUCAACCAUUAUUAUCGGAAGAUAGAAGAUUAAUUAUUCCAGUAGAAUAUUGUGCACCUGAAAUUCUUCGAAGUGCAGGUCGAUUAAAUUAUUGUGAAUUAUCUGAAGUUUAUUCAAUGGGAGUUUUAAUGUGGGAAGCUUGUUCACAAGGGAAACUUCCUUAUGGCUCUUCUAUAUCGAACCGAGAAAUUCGACAAAAAAAGUUAGAUGGUGAAAUAUUACCGAGGCCAUGGAUGUGCGAUAGAAGAAUUUGGCCUAAUAUUAAAAAGUGUUGGAAUAAUAAACCACAAUCGCGAAUUAAGUUUAAAGAUAUGAAAAUACAACUUUCUAAUCUUGACCUUGAGUCACAAUAUCAAUUUAAACUUGGUAUUGAUGUUAAAAUGAACGAUCGGUUGCAUAGUAGAGAUGGACAAAUAUAUUAUAAUGCCGAAUGGAUAAGAAAGAAUACAUCAUCAAUUAUAUUGAUUUUAAUAAAUAGAGAAACAGCUGAACAUGAAGCUUCGUUUUAUCUUGAACUUAGCUCUCAUAAAUAUAUUGUUCAUACGUUUGGUUUAGUAAAAAAUGAUCCUCGAUCAACAAUGUUAAUACAAGAACGUGCUCCACAUGGUAAUCUUCUAAAAUUGUUACAAAGUCAACAAUUUAAACCAUCUACAAAAAUACUUAAAAUAAUAUUCUUACAAAUUAUUGAUGCUAUGAUUUAUAUUAUUGAUCAAGAUCUUAUACAUGGUGAUUUACGUUGUGCUAGUGUUCUUGUCUUUGAAAUGAAUCCAUUUGAGACAACAAGAAAUCUGGUUAAACUUACAAAUUUUUCUUUUACUUGUAGAAAUGAUCCAUCAUUUAAAAACGAUAGACAAACAUUAAUUUCAAUUCGAUAUGCUGCACCAGAAAUUGUUCAAAGUAGAGAUCAGUUCAAUUAUUCUGAAUUUUCAGAUGUAUACUCAAUGGGUGUUUUAAUGUGGGAAGCUUGUUCACAAGGUAAAAUGCCUUACGGAGUUGAUACAUAUGAAAGUGAUAUUCGACGACGAAAGUCAAAUGACGAGAUAUUACCGAUGCCAAACGCAUGUGAUGAGCAACUAUGGGAAAUUAUAAAAGGAUGUUGGUAUAUUACACCAGAAAUACGACACACAUCAUUAGAGACUUGUGAAUAUCAAUUGGAUGUUCAUGUCAUUAAGAAGAAUCCACUGAAUGGUCUUAACGGUAGAUAUUAUGAAGCAGAUUGGAUACCAAAAAGAGAACCACCGAUUAUUCUAAUGAUUAUGAAUAAAGAAACAUCAGAAUGUGAAGCUUCAUGGUAUUUUAAGCUCAAUGUUCAUAAACAUAUUAUACAUACGUAUGGUUUCGUUAGAAAUAAUGAUCGAUUGCCCAUGUUACUACAAGAACGUGCUAUUCAUGGUAAUCUUCAAAUAUUGUUACAAAGAAAACGUUUUCAGCCAUCAAAUAAAGUUCUUAUUACAAUCUUCUUACAAAUUCUUGAUGCCAUGAUGUAUAUUACUGAUCUAGAUAUUGCACAUGGCAAUUUAUGUUGUUCAAAUGUGCUCGUUUUUCGAAUGCAUCCAACAAAUUCAACAGAAAAUCUGGUUAAACUAACUGAUUUUAGUAUGGCGCGUACAAAAGAUUGCUCAAAUGUAGAUGUUAAGCAAACAACUAUUUCUGUGCGAUAUUGUGCUCCUGAAAUUCUUAAGAGUGCAUAUCAAUCAAACUAUUUUGAAGCAUCUGAUGUUUAUUCAUUUGGUGUUUUAAUGUGGGAAGCUUGUUCGCAUGGUACAGUACCUUAUGGAUCUGAUACUAGUAUUGAUAAUAUUCGACAAAGAAGAUUAAAUGGUGAACAGCUAUUACCACCAGAUGAUUGCGAUGCUAGAAUAUGGACCAUAAUUACACAGUGCUUGUUGAUAACUCCAGAAAUACGAGACACUAUGGAACAGAUUCAGUUGGAACUUUUAAAAAUUGAUUACAAAGAUAUUGAUGUGGCUAAUCAGGAAGAUAAACAAAAACAACUUGAAACCCGUCGAGUAGAGCCAACUGUUGUCAUUUCACAUGAAACGAAGCCUGAGCCAUCACCUCGGCGACACAAUCCACCAUCCCGAAGUAGAAAUCGUGAAAAAUCAUAUCGACAAAAAACUCCUCCGAUCAAUUUUCAACCAACUCCUCUUCUGAUUGAAUGUAGAUAUUGUCAUCAACAAUUUAGUUGGAAUACAUUAGAUUAUCAUGAAGUAUAA
Messenger RNA from Rotaria sp. Silwood1, 3336 nucleotides. The record is from the annotation of a GenBank genome assembly. NCBI's taxonomy places the organism in Eukaryota, Metazoa, Rotifera, Eurotatoria, Philodinida, Philodinidae.